This is a messenger RNA of Myotis lucifugus (little brown bat), 3060 nucleotides long. It is a transcript of the gene ST18, whose product is annotated as ST18, C2H2C-type zinc finger. NCBI's taxonomy places the organism in Eukaryota, Metazoa, Chordata, Mammalia, Chiroptera, Vespertilionidae. Gene Ontology annotation, molecular function: DNA-binding transcription factor activity, RNA polymerase II-specific; zinc ion binding; RNA polymerase II cis-regulatory region sequence-specific DNA binding. The record is from RefSeq and is a predicted model, not a curated record. The transcript is spliced from 18 exons. The coding region runs from base 13 to 3060 and encodes 1015 amino acids. Gene Ontology annotation, biological process: regulation of transcription by RNA polymerase II. Gene Ontology annotation, cellular component: nucleus.
UAUGAUUGCUCCAUGGCAAAGAAGAGGAGAGCUGAAGAGCAGGCCUCGGGGGUCCCUGUCAACAAGAGAAAGUCCCUGCUGAUGAAGCCCAGACACUACAGCCCAAGCAUGAACGGCCAGGAGGGGCUCGAUACCAGGACGGAGGCGGAGGAGGACAACGGCCUGCUGGGGACCAACGCUCACCGGACCACAGAAGAAAUCAUGACAAAACCUCUGGAUGAGAAUGUUCAUUCAACUGCACAAGAAAACUCUCAUGGGAAGGAAGACAGAUACGGUUGCUACCAAGAGCUCGUGGUCAAAUCUUUGAUGCACGUGGGGAAAUUUGAAAACAGUGCAUCUGUCCAGACCACAAAUGAAAACUUCAAUGACAGUGGCAUCCAGUCUCUCAAAGCAGAGAGCGACGAGGUGGACGAGUGCUUUAUGGUUCAUUCCGAUGACGGAAAAGACCACAUCGGCGACUCCCAGCGGAGAUUCUGCUCCUCCGAUGACAAUGAAAGCAACUCGGAAAGUACAGAGAACGGCUGGGACAGUGGCUCCAACUUCUCCGAAGAAGCCAAACCACGUAGAGUUCCAAAGUAUAUUUUAGUGGAUGAUAGGAAAGACAUAGUGGAAGUCCCCGAAAUAAAGACCGAAGGUGACAAAUUUAUCUCUUGUGAAAACAGGUGUGAUUCUGACCCAGAAAGGAGAGACCCGCACAGCGCUCGCACGGAUGCACUGGAGGGCAGAGCGCAGGCCCCCUUCCCCGGGGCCGAGGAGGAUGACAGCCAGUGCCUGGCCGUGAUGACAGAGGAGUCUGUGGACCUGGAGAAGGCCAAGGGGAACUUAAGUUUGCUGGAGCAGGCCAUCGCUCUGCAGGCCGAGCGAGGCUGUACUUUCCAUAACACCUACAAAGAGCUGGACAGGUUUCUGCUGGAGCACCUCGCAGGGGAAAGGAGACAAGCCAAAGUUACCGACAUGGGUGGAAGACAACUCUUUAACAAUAAACAUUCACCGAGGCCUGAGAAGAGGGAGACCAAGUGCCCCAUCCCCGGGUGCGAUGGCACAGGCCAUGUGACAGGGCUCUACCCCCACCACCGCAGCCUUUCGGGGUGCCCCCACAAAGUGCGGGUUCCCCUCGAAAUUCUUGCCAUGCAUGAAAAUGUGCUCAAGUGCCCCACCCCAGGAUGCACAGGAAGAGGGCAUGUGAACAGCAACCGGAACACCCACAGGAGUCUUUCGGGUUGUCCAAUUGCUGCGGCUGAAAAAUUGGCAAUGUCCCAGGACAAAAGUCAGUUUGAUUCUUCCCAAACUGGGCAGUGUUCUGACCAGGUUCACAGGACAAGCUUGGUGAAGCAAAUAGAAUUCAAUUUCCGAUCACAAGCCAUCGCCUCCCCCAGAGCCACGGUGUCAAAAGAACAAGAGAAAUUUGGAAAAGUACCGUUUGAUUAUGCCAGCUUCGAUGCACAGGUUUUUGGUAAACGACCCCUAAUACAAACAGGUCAAGGACAAAAAACUGCACCGUUUCCUGAAUCGAAGCAUUUUUCAAAUCCAGGGAAAUUUCCUAAUGGACUGCCUGGUGCAGGCGCCCACACACAGAGCCCUUGCCGUGCCAGCUCUUACAGCUACGGUCAGUGCAGCGAAGACACCCACAUAGCAGCAGCUGCUGCCAUCCUGAACCUUUCCACCCGCUGCAGGGAGGCUGCCCACAUCCUCUCCAACAAACCACAGAGCCUGCAUGCCAAGGGAGCCGAGAUAGAAGUGGAUGAAAAUGGCACAUUGGACUUGAGCAUGAAAAAAAAUCGACCCCCGGACAAAGCUGCACCCCUAACUUCCUCAAACACGUCUAUUCCGACUCCUUCCUCUUCCCCAUUCAAAACAAGCAGCAUUUUGGUCAAUGCAGCGUUCUACCAGGCUCUGUGUGUCCAAGAGGGCUGGGAUGCUCCUAUCAACUAUAGCAAAGCUCAUGGGAAGACAGAGGAGGAGAAAGAGAAAGACCCAGUGAACUCUCUAGAAAAUUUAGAGGAAAAGAAGUUUCCUGGAGAGGCCUCCAUGCCAAGCCCUAAACCCAAGCUCCAUGCAAGAGAUCUCAAAAAAGAACUAAUCACCUGUCCAACGCCCGGAUGUGAUGGAAGUGGCCACGUCACCGGAAACUAUGCAUCCCACCGCAGUGUUUCUGGAUGUCCUUUAGCCGAUAAGACGCUUAAGUCCCUCAUGGCUGCUAACUCUCAGGAGCUUAAGUGUCCGACCCCAGGUUGUGAUGGUUCGGGGCACGUGACUGGAAACUAUGCUUCCCACAGAAGUUUGUCCGGCUGCCCUCGUGCCAGGAAAGGUGGUGUCAAAAUGACUGCUACGAAGGAAGAGAAGGAAGACCCUGAGCUCAAAUGUCCUGUGAUAGGGUGUGACGGCCAAGGUCACAUAUCAGGUAAAUACACAUCCCAUCGCACAGCUUCUGGCUGUCCCCUGGCUGCCAAGAGACAGAAGGAGAAUCCUCUCCAUGGGGCCCCCCUCUCCUGGAAACUGAACAAACAAGAACUUCCACACUGUCCCCUGCCAGGCUGCAAUGGGCUGGGCCAUGUAAAUAAUGUUUUUGUCACCCACAGAAGCUUAUCUGGGUGUCCUUUAAAUGCACAAGCUAUCAAAAAGGGCAAGGUCUCGGAAGAACUAAUGACUAUCAAGCUCAAAGCAACUGGAGGUAUAGAGAGUGAUGAAGAAAUUAGGCAUUUGGAUGAAGAAAUAAAGGAAUUGAAUGAAUCCAACCUUAAAAUUGAAGCAGAUAUGAUGAAACUUCAGACGCAGAUCACAUCUAUGGAGAGCAAUUUAAAGACAAUAGAGGCGGAGAACAAACUUAUAGAACAGAAUAACGAAAGCCUGCUGAAGGAGCUGGCCGGUCUGAGCCAAGCUCUCAUUUCAAGCCUUGCCGACAUCCAGCUCCCGCAGAUGGGGCCUAUCAGUGAGCAGAAUUUCGAAGCGUAUGUAAAUACACUCACAGACAUGUACAGCAACCUGGAACGGGACUAUUCCCCAGAAUGCAAAGCUCUGCUAGAAAGUAUCAAACAGGCAGUGAAGGGCAUCCACGUGUAG